This is a messenger RNA of Copidosoma floridanum, 605 nucleotides long. RefSeq names its product deoxyuridine 5'-triphosphate nucleotidohydrolase. NCBI's taxonomy places the organism in Eukaryota, Metazoa, Arthropoda, Insecta, Hymenoptera, Encyrtidae. Gene Ontology annotation, biological process: dUMP biosynthetic process; dUTP catabolic process. The record is from RefSeq and is a predicted model, not a curated record. Gene Ontology annotation, molecular function: magnesium ion binding; dUTP diphosphatase activity.
GCCGGAUUGCCGCCAAAACUACGAGUGUUCAGUCUCUCUCAUCACCGAUCGAACUUUUUUUUACUUUGAACGAGUAAAAAGUCAUUUACCAAGAUGCCAGGCGCCGAAAAUUGCACUUUGAGGUACGUCAAGAUGACUGAAAAAGCCUUUGCACCCGAAAAAGGUUCAGCUCUGUCUGCAGGCUACGAUUUGAGAAGUGCUUAUGAUCAUGUAGUACCAGCCAGAGGAAAAACUCUUAUCAAAACGGAUUUGAAAUUCGCUGUACCUGAGGGUUGUUAUGGUAGAGUAGCACCGAGGUCAGGCUUGGCCCUAAAAAACUUCAUAGACGUUGGUGCUGGAGUCGUUGAUGCAGACUACAGAGGCGAAGUAGGAGUAGUUUUGUUUAACCAUAGUGAUACUGAUUUUAUUGUCAAGCCUGGAGAUCGUAUUGCUCAAUUUAUCUGUGAAAAAAUAGCUUAUCCAACUUUAGAACACGUUGAAGCAUUAGAUGACACAAAGAGAGGAGCAGGUGGUUUUGGUUCAACUGGAGUGAACUAGACUACUAAUCAUACAUUUAAUAUCAUUGUUAUUACUAAUCCUAAAGUUGAAGUUAAUUAUUUUUAUAC